This is a messenger RNA of Dentiscutata heterogama, 262 nucleotides long. NCBI's taxonomy places the organism in Eukaryota, Fungi, Glomeromycota, Glomeromycetes, Diversisporales, Gigasporaceae. The record is from the annotation of a GenBank genome assembly.
UAACAAAGUGGACGGGUAUUUUAUGACUCUAAUUGCACUCGGUGUUUAUUUAAUGGUAGAAGUUGGUAGUGUAGAAUUGCCAAGAUCCUUUGAAACCUGUAGCACGUUUUUAAAUGGGAUAGAUCUUUUGCGAACGUUUCAGACAGCAUAUGAACAAGCCUCUAAGAAAGUUUUAACAGUAAUAAACGAGAAUAAAGAAGAGCUUGAAGACCCAAAGAAUAUUGGGUUUAGAGCAUGGUGUCGACCAACUUUGGGGACACCA